CGCGCAAAUCAAAAAGCCAGUCGAAAGGAACUUCAGGCAGUUACAUGAUGGCUGAGCAAGGCAGUGUUGAUUUAGACUGGCUUCCGGCCUGUUUUACGGUUCUCACAAAAACCGACACACACAUCGCAGGAUUUGUGUCAACCGAACAAGAGCUGGAAACUGUUUUGGAGUGCCAUAAGCGGGCAACCAUGACCUCUUUCAAUAUCUGGUCCAAUGACAGGAAAAAAAAGGAAAAAUCUCCACAUAGAAUUCUUUGGCAGGUGGAGGAUUUUUCAAACAAUGUGCCAUUAAUAGUGACAAAUCGCUUGAUUUACUCCUGUCAACAUGGCAAAGGAAGAAAUCGAAAGACAUCUGAAGAACUUUGUACAGGAGAAGAGCAUGCCUAUACAGGCAAACGGAAACGACUACAGAUUCAGACAACAAAGAAGAAGAACUGUCCAGCAAAACUUUUUGUUCGCCACAUAACAAGAGCCUUUAUGAGGAGUAAAGGCUGCAAUGUAUCAAGGUGGACAUGUGGAACUGUGCCACAUCCACUACAGAGGGACAGUACAUCAUGUGGUGUUUUUGUUUGCAAGUUUGCAGAAGGCAUGCUUGAAGGCGAGCAUUUCCCAUUUCUAAACACAGAAGAUGCAGUCCGAAAAAUCAGAAAGGAAAUUGCAGUGAAACUCCUGCAGGAAUCCGAAGAUUUGUCUGAUGUCUGCAGAUUCUGUGGGGAAACCACUUCCCAUCAUGCUGUGGAAACUGAUUUGCCUUCUAAAUGGAUUGCCUGCGAUGGAUGUGACAAGUGGUUCCACCAGUCUUGUGUAGGGAACCCACCCGAAGAGGAGGAGUUCUUUUGCCAGUUAUGCAAACACUAAAUUGCACUUCCUAUACAGUGACUGAACUAAUUAAAGUUGAGGUAGUUGGUCCCAGUAACCUCACAAUUAAUUAAAUGUAGAUCAGCUGAGUGCUGAGAGCUUUCGGUCAUGUGUGUUUAUAAUGCACUCAGCUGAUCUUCAUUUUACUAACUGUGAGACUACUAGCACCAACUACCUUGAAUACUUUCUGAAUUAAAAGCUUGGCACCUUUUCACGAGCUGGAGGACCCUAUUUUACUUCAGAGCUGAACCCCACUCACCACUGCCCAGCUUUGUGGCCCUUCAUUAGCUGGGCUGUCUUGCUUACCUUUUUUUAAUAAAAUAAACAAUGCAGUUUGCAUAUUGUAUUGUAUUGUAUAAUCUUGUAAUCACUCUAAAGCUUGAUUGACAAGGGCGGCAC
Messenger RNA from Astyanax mexicanus (Mexican tetra), 1256 nucleotides. RefSeq lists its product as uncharacterized. The record is from RefSeq and is a predicted model, not a curated record. The coding region runs from base 45 to 857 and encodes 270 amino acids. Lineage: Eukaryota; Metazoa; Chordata; Actinopteri; Characiformes; Acestrorhamphidae. The transcript has 9 exons. Gene Ontology annotation, biological process: proteolysis. Gene Ontology annotation, molecular function: DNA-binding transcription factor activity; cysteine-type peptidase activity.